GGGUUGGCAUUGCGGUGGCGUUUCCGACUGUGGGAGCCUCGGCUUCCCAGUCGUCCGAUGAGCCUGAGCAGCUGAGUCCCUUCCCUGUCUUUCACUCUUCUGGCAUCGGUGGUUUUACUUCUUCGAUUGAACCCUGCUUCCUCGACCCCCUUGGGAGGCCGCCUUCUUCAGGCGCCUCCCUUCUCUCCACGAACUCGCUCUGACAGCCGAGGAACUGGCAAGAUCCUGCUACCCAGAGGGUGAAUGGGUAUCUUUCCUGGAAUAAUCCUAAUUUUUCUAAGGGUGAAGUUUGCAACGGCGGCCGUGAUUAUAAGCGGACACCAGAAAAGUGCCACUGUAAGCCAUGAGAUGUCUGGUCUGAAUUGGAAACCCUUUGUAUAUGGCGGCCUUGCCUCUAUUGUUGCUGAGUUUGGAACGUUCCCUGUGGACCUGACCAAAACCCGACUUCAAGUUCAAGGCCAAAGCAUUGAUGUUCGCUUUAAAGAGAUAAAAUACCGGGGAAUGUUUCAUGCCUUGUUCCGCAUCUAUAAAGAAGAAGGUGUAUUGGCUCUGUAUUCUGGAAUUGCCCCUGCCUUACUAAGACAGGCAUCAUAUGGCACCAUUAAAAUUGGCAUUUACCAAAGCUUGAAGAGAUUAUUUGUAGAACGUUUAGAAGAUGAAACUCUUCUAAUUAAUAUGAUCUGUGGAGUAGUGUCAGGAGUGAUAUCUUCCACUAUAGCCAAUCCCACUGAUGUACUAAAGAUUCGAAUGCAAGCUCAGGGGAGCUUGUUCCAAGGCAGCAUGAUUGGCAGCUUCAUCGAUAUAUACCAACAAGAAGGUACCAGGGGUCUGUGGAGGGGUGUCGUCCCAACUGCUCAGCGGGCUGCCAUCGUUGUGGGCGUAGAGCUACCGGUCUAUGAUAUUACAAAGAAGCACUUAAUCUUGUCAGGGGUGAUGGGAGACACAAUUUUAACUCACUUUGUUUCCAGCUUUACAUGUGGGUUGGCUGGGGCUCUGGCUUCCAAUCCAGUUGAUGUGGUUCGAACUCGCAUGAUGAACCAGAGAGCAAUCGUGGGACAUGUGGACCUCUACAAGGGUACUUUGGAUGGAAUUUUAAAGAUGUGGAAACAUGAGGGAUUUUUUGCACUCUAUAAAGGAUUUUGGCCAAACUGGCUUCGACUUGGACCCUGGAACAUCAUUUUUUUUAUUACAUACGAGCAGCUCAAGAGGCUUCAGAUCUAAGGACUGAAUUAAAUGUGAGCCAAGCCCUGCCAGCCUUUCUACUCUUUUCCCUUUUUCCGUGUUCUAAUGUAUUUUGACAAGGUUGUGUUUACUGAACCACUGGUCUCCCAGGAACCUCCUGGCGGAAGAACUAUAGGAUGGUUCAGAAUUGUUCAUGUGUUUGUUUUACCAUGUUAACUUUUCCCUGAGAGGAAGUGUUAACAUUGACACUCUGGCCCCAGAUUGGUAUCUUCUGUGAAGAUGGAUACUGAUGGAUGACAUUCACCAUGGCCUUCGUUUCAAAUGUUGGUUAAAUGUAGUUGGUUAGCCCCAGACUUGGGCUGUAGCAGAAGGCAUAGGCCAGGGCAGUUACUGCUGUGUAUGUUUCACACCUCGGUUCUCAUUAAAGUAUUUAUUG
Molecule: messenger RNA, 1618 nt
Organism: Lutra lutra (Eurasian river otter)
Lineage: Eukaryota; Metazoa; Chordata; Mammalia; Carnivora; Mustelidae
Gene: SLC25A14
Product: solute carrier family 25 member 14
Exons: 11
Coding region: 244-1221 (325 amino acids)
Biological process (GO): mitochondrial transport
Cellular component (GO): mitochondrial membrane
Source: RefSeq, a predicted model, not a curated record